Molecule: messenger RNA, 3430 nt
Organism: Monopterus albus (swamp eel)
Lineage: Eukaryota; Metazoa; Chordata; Actinopteri; Synbranchiformes; Synbranchidae
Product: low-density lipoprotein receptor-related protein 1-like
Exons: 16
Coding region: 50-3430 (1126 amino acids)
Biological process (GO): canonical Wnt signaling pathway
Cellular component (GO): plasma membrane
Molecular function (GO): Wnt-protein binding; Wnt receptor activity
Source: RefSeq, a predicted model, not a curated record
CAAUGGCGGUUGUAGUCACAACUGUAGCAUAAUUCCUGGGGAAGGCUUCAUGUGCUCCUGUCCCCUGGGCAUGGAGUUGGGAGCUGACAACAAGACCUGCCAGAUCCAGAGUUUCUGCGCCAAACACCUCAAGUGUAGCCAGAAGUGCGAGCAGGAGAAAUCCAGCGUCAAGUGUUCCUGUUAUAAGGGCUGGGAGCUGGAGUCUGACAUGGAGAGCUGCAAAAGCACUGAUCCCUUCAAGCCUUUCAUCAUCUUCUCCAACCGUCAUGAGAUCAGAAGGAUUGAACUUCACAAGGGGGAGUUCAGUGUGCUGGUACCAGGCCUGAGGAACACCAUUGCCUUGGACUUUCACCUCAACCAGAGCACCCUAUACUGGACUGAUGUUGUGGAGGACAAGAUCUACCGUGGGAAACUGUCUGAAAAUGGAGCCUUGACCAGUUUUGAGGUGGUGAUCCAGUACGGACUGGCUACUCCUGAGGGCCUGGCUGUGGACUGGAUAGCAGGAAACAUCUACUGGGUGGAAAGCAAUCUGGACCAGAUUGAGGUGGCCAAACUGGAUGGGACCAUGAGAACCACCCUUCUGGCCGGGAAGGUGGAGCAUCCCCGAGCCAUCGCCCUCGACCCUCGUGAUGGUAUCCUGUUUUGGACAGACUGGGAUGCCAGUCUGCCUAGGAUUGAGGCCGCAUCUAUGAGUGGUGAAGGCAGACGCACAAUUCAUAGGGAAACGGGCAGUGGUGGCUGGCCCAACGGGCUCACUGUAGACUACAUGGAAAGGCGCAUUGUCUGGAUUGAUGCCAGGUCAGAUGCUAUCUACUCUGCUAUGUAUGACGGUUCUGGGCUGAUUGAAGUGUUGCGGGGUCAUGAGUAUUUGUCCCACCCCUUUGCGGUUACUAUGUAUGGAGGCGAGGUCUACUGGACUGACUGGAGGACUAACACUCUGGCCAAAGCCAACAAAUGGACAGGACACAAUGUCACUGUAGUCCAGCGGACCAACACGCAGCCCUUUGACUUGCAGGUGUAUCAUCCAUCCAGACAACCUCAGGCUCCCAACCCAUGUGCCACCAGUGGUGCUAAAGGCCUUUGCUCUCACCUCUGUCUCAUCAACUUCAACCAGACCUUCUCCUGUGCCUGCCCUCACCUGAUGAAGCUACAGCCUGACAAACGCACCUGCAAAGAGUCCCGCAAGUUCCUCCUUUACGCUCGUCAGAUUGAAAUCCGAGGCGUCGACAUCGACAAUCCUUACUACAACUACAUCAUUUCCUUCACUGUACCAGACAUAGACAAUGUAACUGUGGUAGACUAUGAUGCUGUGGAGCAUCGCAUCUACUGGUCAGAUGUCCGAACACAGACAAUCAAGAGAGCUUUCAUCAACGGCACCGGAGUAGAGACUGUUGUGUCUGCUGACCUUCCUAAUGCCCAUGGGCUGGCAGUAGACUGGGUGUCCAGGAACCUUUUCUGGACCAGCUAUGAUGCCAAUAAGAAGCAGAUCAAUGUGGCCAGACUGGAUGGAUCUUUCAAAAAUGCUGUCAUCCAGGGUUUAGACAAGCCCCACUAUUUGGUGGUGCACCCUCUACUGGGAAAGCUGUACUGGACUGAUGGUGACAACAUAAGCAUGGCUAAUAUGGAUGGUAGCAACCGCACCACACUUUUCACCAGUCAGAAAGGACCAGUGGGCCUCUCCAUUGACUAUGAUAAAGAACAGCUAUACUGGAUCAGCUCAGGAAAUGGCACCAUCAACCGUUGUCAGCUGGAUGGAUCUAAACUGGAGAUACUGGAAGGUGUUAAAGGCAAACUUACCAAGGCUACUGCACUGGCUAUAAUGGGAGACAAGCUGUGGUGGGCAGACCAGGCAACUGACCAGAUAGGAACAUGUGACAAGAAGGAUGGAGGAAACUGGAAGGUUAUGCGAAACAGCACCUCCCCAAUGAUGCACAUGAGGAUCUAUGAUGAGGAUGUGCAGAAAGCCGGGAUAAACCUAUGCAGCAAUAACAAUGGCGACUGCUCCCAGCUUUGCUUGCCUACUUCACUAACGACCAGGGCCUGUAUGUGUACUGCUGGGUAUAGCCUCAAGAGAGGACAACAGUCUUGUGAAGGUAUGGGCUCGUUCUUGCUUUAUUCUGUUCAUGAGGGAAUUCGAGGGAUACCACUUGACCCAGCAGACAAAUCUGACGCCUUGGUCCCAGUGUCGGGCACCUCUCUGGCUGUCGGCAUUGACUUCCAUGCCGAGAAUGACACCAUCUACUGGGUGGACAUGGGACUCAGCACCAUCAGCAGGGCUAAGAGAGACCAAACAUGGAGAGAAGAUGUUAUCACCAAUGGCAUCGGGAGGGUGGAGGGCAUCACUGUUGACUGGAUAGCAGCGUGGAAUCCCAGCAAAGCACCGGAGCCUCCGAUCGCCGACAGAAACCACCACCCUCCGGCACCAUGGUCUCUAGCACUGGAGACAGUGAACCACGUCUCCCAGUCGGCUACUGACUCUGCUCUUUUUCUCUUCCCGGGUCCUGUGCUCUUCCUUCUGCCUUCGCUGCCAGUCAGCCCUCCGAGCCUGCAUCAAGCUGAUAAUCAGGAGGGGCUCACUCGGCAGGUAGCCCAGCUCGCCACGUCACUAGCUCACCUCAGCGCUACUGUCACCACCGCACCCUCCAGCGCUUCUUCCUCCCAGCACAGCCCGGGCAACGAGCCUCACAUCCCGGACCCCGAGCCGUUCUCCGGGGAGUUAGACAAGUGUCGGGGAUUCGUAUUACAGUGUCAUCUGGUAUACAGUCAACAACCACGAGCUUAUCGCUCCAACCGGACCCGUAUUAACUACGCUAUAAAUCGGCUUCGUGGCCGUGCCCUGUCCUCGGCUGAGUCCAUGAACGCCCAGGGCCGCUUUAUAGGAGCCACUAGUGCCGAAUUUUUUCACGAGUUACAGACCGUUUUUGACCAUUCCGACUAUCAGGGUAGCGCCAUUAGACGGUUAAUGGCUCUAAAACAGGGGUCGCGCAGUGUCAAGGAGUAUGCCGUUGAAUUCCAGAUGCUGGCGGCGGAGGCAGGUUGGAACGAUCAGGCGCUCAGGGGAGCGUUCUGGCAGGGCCGGCAGGAGCAUCUUAAGGACAUACUCGCCACAAGAGACGAGCCGGCCACGUUUGCUAAACUGGUGGCAAUGGCUAUCAAGAUGGACAACCGUCUACGUGAACGCCGCAACGAGAGGAACAGCCAGACUGGCCGGCCCAGGUCUGGAGAGCAUAGUCUCAGAGCCGCCAGGGUACCAGGGCCUGGCCCAGAACCCCAGUCCGGGAUCGGAGAAACGUCCACAUCGGAGGAGGAGCCAAUGCAAGUGGGACGAACCCGACUCACACCCAAGGAGCAGGCGUGGCGUGUCAGGACAGGAGCAUGCCUUUACUGUGGCGGCCAGGACCAUUAUCACAGUGAAUGGGAGCAAACCUAA